GUGAUCAGAGACUGGGUCAAGGGCACUACGCCAUGCUCGGUCUUUGGCUCACCGGGCUCACCGGGCUCGUGCUGUUUGAAGGAGCUGUGGGGGUCCCGACGCAGGUCCGGAUCAAGACACCAUGGACCUGCGCCACGGAGACCUGUUCUUGCACCACGUUUGAAGAGCUCAACAUGGACAGCGGUGCAACGAGUGCCGCUGCUGCAAUUCAGGCGGUGAAGUAUUGGCCAGAGCCUGUGGGCUAUCACGAAGUCUUUGCAGAUCGAAGCCGAGACCCGUACAACCAAAACUACCAGGAUAUACACUCGAGGGACCUCCCGGUGAUCCGCAACGAACUUGGUGCAAAUACGCUCCUUUUGGCUCCUUGGAGUUUCAAGCACCGUAGCCACUCACAAUUCUUGGAAACGGUGGCAGAGAACGAUCUUCGUGUCAUCCCAUCAUUUGACAUCGGUUGGUACUGGAAAGACGGGGCAUGGACUCUGCCAGAAACCCACAAGACCUUGAAGAAGGAUUUUCAUGACUUUCUACAAUAUUCAGCAGCAGUGAAGAAUGAGAAACUUUCCACACCUGACACCAUUCUCAUGUGGAACUUGGUUGGCUUGCCGUCCCCCACAUCCCUCUUGCCCACAUCAUGCGUCGCGGGGGCAACGACGAAUGUCAACAAUUUCCAGAAUUGCAUUUCAUCAACCGGGGACCUUGCGGAUGCUUUGAACGCUGUGCAAAACCUGCAAGGGAUUCUUCAAACGAUCCGAGAGACACAACAUGAAUUCCACUGUGAAGAUCCUCGACCGGGCUGUGAUGCUCGUGACGACAUGCCUGGAGCAUUCAAGUUCGAUCGGCCGUUGGCGCUGACGGUGGAGCUUGGUCCAGAGUUCUUCCUCUCGGUGCCGGCGAACGACGAAUAUCUUCGUGCUUUGGUCUUUUGGCUGGAGCGAGUGGUUGGUUGCCAUCCAAUGGCAGCGGGACAAGUGCAAGUUCCUACAUCCUUGGAGGAGAUGGCACAAUAUUGUAGCUUCAACGGGAACGGCCUCUUUGAUGCUUGGAUAUUGAAGCUGCAUGCAGUGGCAGAUGAUGUGGAAGCCAGGGCAGUUCGCCGCAUCAAAGAGCUGUUCAGCCAACCAAAACAGAAGUUGGUGGGGACCACAGUGACUUUGUCCGAUGCCUCCGGUAGCGUGAAGCCAGUGAUUUUUGAGUUCGGCUUUCCAGCGUAUGUUCAAGGCUCGAUCCAACCAGAGAAGCAACACAGAGCGUUGUACGAGGUGUGGAAUGGCGGCAAUAGCACUCCAACCUCUGGUCUCAAAGAUGCCUCUAGUCUUGGUUUCUGUAUCACAGGUGCCAUCAUUGAUGAGUGGUUGGAUGUUUGGAGUGCAGAUCAAGAGUUUGAGAACUGCAAGGCACAACUGAAAUCCAAAUUCGGCCAUUCUAGCUGUGGCCCCAUGACAGAUGCUGGACAGCUGUCUGUGGCAUACAAAGGGCUUGUUGGUCAGUUCCACACAUUUGGACAGCAUUGCAUCCAAAAGCGCUUUGAGUCUGUCGAUUCUUCAAUGCGAUUUCGUUUCGACUCAGCACCACUUUCUGGCUACGUAUCGCCAUCCGCUUGCUCUGCUGUUCUCAUGAAGCGUGGGGUGACCCUCAUUGUUUUCUACGUGGCGUGCACCCUCUUUCUUCUUGUGGGACUGAGUUCUCUGUGUUUGCUGGUUUGUCGAAGAACACGACCUGCAGGACAAGAUGGGAAGACUCCUCAGAACUGUUACAAUUUGGAGCAGCUCAUGCAAAACAGUGCCUCGCGGAAGAUCCUUGAAGAUAUUUCAUCCAUGCCUUAUGGCAAACUACUAGCAACCAAAGUUUCAGAAGCUUUGGAAGAUGGAUCCGAGGUUCCAGUUCAGUACUCGCACUUGAAAGGUUACUGUGGUUGGGGUAUCGCUAAAGUCAACGGAGCUUUCUCUUACCACCGUCUUCAGUACAACGGCCGUGGACGUGGUGCCUCUGCUGAGACCUGGGAGACGUCAGAGGCGUUCAUCCGGUGGUUGCAGGAGCAGUCCGAUCGCUCCAUGGCUGUCUAUGGCUUCACAGAUGCUGAACUGCGAAGAACGGAACUCAUCGGCAACAAGACCGUGACACGCAAACAUCUCUUGGAACUCCUGGAUACAGCAGGGAUCUUUCAAGAAGCAGAAGAAGUGACGGGAAAAGCUGAAACCACAGUCGAAUUCCUUGGAAUGCAAGUGACUCUGGCGGUGAAUCUGGCCUUUAAGGCCAAUCCGCUGUUUCUCAGCAGUGUCAUCGAGGAGAGUAUGUUCACAGCGGGCGAUGAUACAGACAUGAAAGGUUGGCUAACCAGCACAGGAACAAGCAUGAGGCACUUCCUGGCGUUGCUUGUGAACACGCACCUCUCAGUUCAGGCAGAUCGUUUGAGGCGUCAGAUCGAGCAUGAAGUUGAUGCAGUUGCAGCUGAAGAGCAACGCCGGCAGCAUCCUGAAUUGGUAGAGCAAACUUCCAUUCGCAGGCGUGCUUGCUACAACAUUUGGCGGCGCGUCCUGGAAGGAUAUCAUUCCUGGGAAGAUACUAUUGGUCAGCCGUCCCAAAGGAAGUUUGAUGACAGCAGCGUGCAUCAAUACUUUGUGGAAGCACUGAUCUCCCGGUUGUCUGGGUCCAUGGCUGAGCACCUGAUCCACUCUCCUGAAUGGCUGUCCUGCGUGCACCGCAAAGUGAUGAAGAGCCUUGACAAAUCAGAGGAUUCUGCUGGCAACCAGGUCUUCUUCUGUCAGAUGGAUUAUGCAGACAUUUGCCUACCACUCGAAGUGUUCUGUCGCAACUCCAAUAUCUUCGCACCCAAGCAAGGCAUCAAUUUUGAUGACAUCAAUGAUUGCGGACUUCUUUCCAUUGAAGGACCCCAAAUAGACAAGGUGCAAAAGACUUGGAAGGAGCCUGUCGGUCUGUGGGUUUGCUUCCACUUUGUGGUGAACUACAAAUGGGUCUUGACCAUUGCGCUCUGGCUUCUAUGGUGCGCCGUACUUUUGCACGACAGCAAAGCCUUUGAAGAUUGGGUCGGCCUGAGUAGUCGCGAGCCAACCUUGACACGCUUCACAGCGUUCAGCCUUGCCUUCAUCGAUUCGAUUUGGCUUUGUUUUCUGAUGAUUUGUGAAGUUUUUGUGUCGGACACGCCGACAAAAGCUACUAUUGGUCGAACAAACUGCAAUCGUUGCAUCCGCUUUCUGCGAGUUUGUAGAGUCAUCCCAACUCUGUUGCUUGCACUCGCAUGGGCCUACAUAUCUUGGCCGGAAGUGUUCGUUGAUUUUCUUAAACGAUACAAUGUUGAUAUGGCACAGUUUGAUGUUUUGCCAGAGAACCUUGCGAGUACGAUUUGGUAUGCUCCAGUGGCAUGGAUCGCGCUUCGCUUUGCGUAUGGGGUCACUCCGCGUUUCAAGGCGACAAAUGCAUUCCAGUUGCUGCACAUGGCAUAUUGGAAGAGGAUUGCCUUGUUCUGGACGACCUUUGCAGCUUUCUCUUUCUUGUGCAACUAUUCGAUGCUAGUAGCUUUGGUGAGAUCUUUGACUCCGUAUCAACUCUGUGCUGUGAACGAUGACGACGAAGACUUUUGCAGUACUUACACAGUGACUGUCUUUGAGUACGAUUUCUUGGUCAAGGAUGUGCGGUGUAUCGCUUGCGUGGCCACUGUAGUAGUUGCCUGGACCCUGGUGAUACUGAGCAGCUUGCUGAUGAUGUACUUCAUUUUCAACGUCUAUGUUGCGAUCGUUGGGAGUUCAGUGGGUGCAGCACGUGGUUUUGUCGAGACCAGCAUUCCAUCCCUGGAGUUUCGUGUGGAAACCGUGACUUCAGACUUUACCCAAAUGAGGAAAGCAGAGGCAAAUUGGAUGACUCACGGGUCAAUUCUCAACGCUGUCUUCGGGAAAGACUGGCAACGAGUGUGGGAAAUGAUGGUCGAUGGGCUCUAUGACGAGUGCCUCAUUGACAGCAAAAUGCGCAGCAACUUAUUGACAGCGGCCAAGACAGGUGGGUCUGUAAAACUCUCUGGCAAAGAUUCCCACAUGUUGGAUCGUGCCCGUGCCAGAAUGGGCUAUCUGUUUACAAGUCUCCGGUGCAUUCUCGGUGAUAGCAGCAUCAAUUUCAAGCCCUAUGUGCCAACUGCUGAUGCUGCUUGCGAUGCUCUUGGUGUGACUCACAAGGGCCGAAUUCCUUCAUUGACUCAGAUUGUUCCAGUCUACAGUGAGGAAGGUAUCAUGGACAUAAAGGAGCUUGUGGGAGAGCCCAAGCAAGGAGCAGUUUCAACAAUGUUGGAAUUCUUGAUUUCCCAGCUACCCCACGAAUGGGAGAUCUUUGCGCAGAACGAAGGUAUGCAUCCAACUGAGCUCUAUGAAGAUAUUGUGCAAGGUGCCUCUAAGGUUCGACAGGACAAGGUUCGGGAAUGGGCUUCUCACCGUUCACAGAGUGUGAUUCGCACUGUGAAUGGCGCAGUACAUUAUCACAGAGCUUUGAAAGUCUUGCUGACACGAGACUCGGGAAGCGCAGGAAGCCCAACGGGAAGCCCAACGGGAAGUCCUAUGGCCCCAAGCUUUGAAGACAUCCGACGUCAUGCUCAGCUGAUCAUGGCCCAUCAAACCUAUGGAAAACUGAGUUUGGGAAAAUCGCAGCAAGUGAAGAUUCAGCACGGAGUCAUCACAUCUCCAGGGCCUCAUGGUCUCCGUGCAAACGACCGAGUGCGGCUGACUUUGGAUUCUUUGAAUGCAGAAGAUGCUGUGACCAAACGAGCGAUGGACAAGAUCUGGAAGAGCCGAGCCAUGGCAAAAAUCAAGAAACGUGCCAAGACACAACAAGAAGUGGAUGCCAUUCUCAACGACGGUGUGCAAGUGCAAGCUCUAGUUGAAGCAGCAAUGUCAGAACCUGCGGACAGUCCCGAUGCUGAUAUGGUGGCGAAAGUCUCCACAGAUCAAAGCGCCGGUGGCAGUGAUGGCUCUGGCAGUCAAGGGACAAGCUCAAUGGCAAGGCACCCUGCUUUAUUGGGACGUUUGUGGGGACAAGCUCAAGUGAAGGGUUUGCAAGGUUUCCGCUCAGGGCGAUUUUACACGGUCCAAGAAGUUGUGGAUGAAAACACCGCCAUUUUGACUGAUACAUCGGUGAAUUGUGGUACCGCUCGGUUGGAGAAAGCCGAAUUGACGAAGCGUGAGCACGAUGUGCACUACAUGUUGAACAAGCACAGGGGGUGCCCAUUCUUCGUUUGCAUCGACUUUCAAAGAGGGAAAAGCCAUCCACAACUUGAAGAAAUGAUUGACACCCACAUUUGCAAGUCAGGAGGUUCUGCAUCUGGUGAACCCGAAACAUGGACAGAUAUUCGCUUCAAGCAUGCCAGUGUUCUCAUCAAGCACAACGACAGUGAAGCUGGAUCUCCUUGGCCUAUAGAGGUGGUCCAUGUCCUUCCACGCGCCAGAGGUCUUCUGAUUGGUUCCACAGGCAACCUGACACAAGGCAAAGCAGGGAACCAACUGGGUGCACUUCGUUUUGCCGAAGGUCACUUUGUGCAGAUGAUGGAUGCAAACAUGGGUUGCUACUCUGGUGAGACCUUCAAAGUUCCAGUGGUUCUGCAAGGGUUCCAUCGCUGGUCUAUUUCUGAGGGCGAUUAUGAUCAGCGUGUGAGGCUUCAAGCCCGUAUCAUCGGCUUCAGAGAGCAUAUCUUCACGAGGGAGCACGGCCUAGUGGGUCAAAUCAUGGCAGAUGCAGAGUGGACUUUUGGCACCUUGGUACAGCGUCUCUUGGAGUUCUUGACUGUGCGAAUGCACUACGGUCAUCCUGAUUUCAUGGACGCUUUUUGGGCUGCCAAUAGAGGUUCUGUGUCAAAAGCUUCUCCCCACAUCAACUUGUCAGAGGACAUCUUUGCUGGUUUGAAUGUGAAGACCAGGCAUGAGCAGUCACUACACACAGACUAUUUGGAAUGGGAAAAAGGUCGUGAAGUUCAAUUCCUUGCAGGCUCAGGCUUCUUUUGGAAGAUUGCUAGUGGAUCUGUCGGUCUACUACGUACCCGAGACUUGAGAGCCCUGUGUCAAAAUGCAUCGGUCAUGGAGACAUUUGCCCUCUACUUUGCCACAGUGGCUUGGUACAUCCACAAUGUCAUCGUGGACAUCAGCACCGAAGUCUUCUUGUUGAUUUUCAUCUACCUGACUUUGGCUUCGAAGUCAAUCUCAGACUUGGGUGAGUUGGGCUCUAUGCUAGCGGCUGAAUGGUUUCUGACACCAGCCUUCAGUGCAAUGUUGCCGGCCAUCAUUGGUCUUGGCAUUGAGUAUGGACCGUUCUGGAUGUUCAAGAACUACCUUCUGACCGCUCCCAUGUCGAUGAUUUAUUUCAUCUUCAUUAAUAAGGCCAUGUCCUCCUCAGUACGAACUACGUUCGAAGCAAACACGGCGGAGUAUGUGAACACAGGAAGACCCCACGCAAACAAGAGUUACACCUUGAUGGACGCCUUUUUGGCCUAUUGGAACUCACACUACAGACCCGCCUUGCAGAUCUUGUAUUGCAUUGUGCUGUACCGCGCUCUGAAUCAAGACGGGGCAUUGCCAUUGAUCCUGGUGUCCUUCACUGCAUUUGUCUGGAUAUUGGCACCUAUCCUAUUCCAGCCUCCAACCAAAGCUGUCUAUGAACAAGUGCGUGAGCUCGUGAGCUUCAUUGCCAAAUCACCAAGCAUUCACGAUCGUAUCGCCUCAGGCAAAGCCAGUUCAUUGUACGAAGCGGCACUUGAACAAGAAUUGAAACAGGCAAACCGAUCUUUGUCUCUUCCAAUGUUGUCGAGCAUUUUGAUUUGUGCCCUAUACCUCUUCAUGACCACUUCAAACAUUUUUGACCAAACCUGGGCACCACUCUGCGGGAUGUUUAUUCUGUUUCUCUUCCGAUCUGUUGUGCGCUUCUCUGGCAUUAAGUCAGCCGGGAUGAUCGUUAUCGCCAUUCCUUGCCUUUCGUUGUUUGUGGUUUUCGUCUCGACCUAUAUCGUGGAGAAUCCAGACUUUGGCUCACUACUGGUGGCGACAAUGAUACUCAUUCGAUUCCUGAUCACCGCUAAAUUCUUGAUUUGGUCUUUCUUUCGUUUGGUUUUGCCAAGAGGGAGCCCUCUUGGGUAUGAGCAAGUGGUGCGCUUCACCUUUGAUUUCCUCUGUAUCUACGAAUGGCACUUCUUCGGAGCAUUGGUUGUGCUUGUGCUCCAGGCGAUCUUUGCAAGCCUGCUGUGGUUAUUGGAUCGGCCUCCUCUCCGACUUCGCACUGGCUUGCUCCUGAACAAGAGGGUCUCCAGAGGAUGUGUCCGUCGAAUCUUUGGUGCACCUGAGCGUGAGUUCGAAGAAUGUCACACUGUGAAGGUGGAUUGAACUCACCCGAACAUCUGGGACUGGGUUUCUGAUUUUGGGCCAGCUUGAUCCUUAGAGAAGUGGCCUGCUCUAUAAUCAACUGCGACUGCAUGCUGUACAGUCUGUAAAAUCUGUAAACACAGUAGAGAUCAGUAGAGCGCCUUGUAAAGAGUUCUUGGCGAAUUGCAAGGACUGCAGGUUCGAUCGAAGCUAAUCGGAUUCGAUACAAACCUGGCGUCUGACGGUCAUGACUUAUAGAUUCUGUAUAGCUUGUCAGGACCGUUUGGCAAGAUAUAUAGAUACAGAAGGACUGGGCCAAGUGCGACAGGAAGCACCAUCCCAGCCUUACAGAGGCAUAAUGCUUCGAAAUGAAGCUGCGAAAGAAUCAACUUCGCAAGUUGAGUAGAGUAAGUUGAAAACCGAUUAUGGCCACAACCUGUCCUUCACGAACCUCUG
Molecule: messenger RNA, 7799 nt
Organism: Cladocopium goreaui
Lineage: Eukaryota; Dinophyceae; Suessiales; Symbiodiniaceae
Source: the annotation of a GenBank genome assembly